Messenger RNA from Tetrahymena thermophila SB210, 873 nucleotides. Its product is annotated as carrier protein. Gene Ontology annotation, biological process: nucleotide transport; transmembrane transport. The transcript is spliced from 8 exons. Lineage: Eukaryota; Ciliophora; Oligohymenophorea; Hymenostomatida; Tetrahymenidae. The record is from RefSeq and is a predicted model, not a curated record.
AUGAACUCAAAGCCAAUUGAUAAGAACUUAUAAACAGUUAUACAUGGAUGGUCGGGAGCACUUGCAGGAGCAAUAUCAACUUUGAUAUUGUAUCCUAUGGAGAAUAUAAAGACAAGAAUGCAAACCAAUGAAAAAAAUAGCAAUUUAAUUUAAAUAAUCAAGAAAGUGGCUGGGAACGAAGGCAUUUAAGCUUUUUACAAGGGUAUGACCCCAAUGCUUGCAGGAAACUUUAUAUCAUAUGGAAUUUACUUUUACUGGUAUUAAUUAUUUAAAGAUUACUUUAAUGUCUAACAAGGAGACAAUUUAUCUUACUUGAAAGUGUCUAGUUUAGCAGGUAUAAUUACAACAAUCGGCACUAAUCCAUUUUGGGUUGUUUAAACAAGAUCAGUCGUUGGAAAUUAAAACAAUGAUAAUUUCUUAAAGAUUAUGCUAUAAAUGAUUUAAAAAGAAGGAAUUCUUAGUCUUUUCAAGGGACUCUCAGCUUCUUUGAUUUUAGUCAUCAAUCCUAUAGUACAAUUUAUAACUUACGAGUAUCUUAAAGAAAAAUUAUCAGGAUCAAUCAGUUCUUAAUUUUUAUUGUACUUUAUUUGUGGUGCUAUCUCUAAGGCUAUUGCUACAAUAAUAACAUUCCCUUACUAGGUUAUUAGAACAUUUACUCAUGUUGACAAAGAUAAAAAAUCAAAAAGCCUCAGUCAAAUAAUAAAGAAAAUAUUUGAAGAACAAGGAUUUUAAGGUUUUUUCAAAGGUCUUUCUCCCAAACUUAUAUAAACAGUUUUAAAUAGUGCAUUCAUGCUCUCGUUCUAUGAAGAAAUUGUUAAAAUUAUAUAAUUUUACGUUACAAGAAAAUAAAAUUUAAUGGAAAGAGUUAAUUGA